This is a messenger RNA of Westerdykella ornata, 1687 nucleotides long. Its product is annotated as PAP2-domain-containing protein. Gene Ontology annotation, molecular function: phosphatidate phosphatase activity. Gene Ontology annotation, biological process: phospholipid metabolic process. Lineage: Eukaryota; Fungi; Ascomycota; Dothideomycetes; Pleosporales; Sporormiaceae. The record is from RefSeq and is a predicted model, not a curated record. The transcript is spliced from 4 exons. The coding region runs from base 1 to 1191 and encodes 396 amino acids.
AUGGGUUUCUUCAAUCGGCGCGCAGCGCCCAUUGACGCUGACACCACCACGGCAACUGGCACGCACGAGAAGAAGCCGGGCAUCUUCAGUCGUCGACAUGGCGCCGCUACAACCGCCUCGGGUGCCCCGGCUUGGAACACUCGCCCGACAUUCGGCCAAUGGAUCAAGGCCACCGCCUUGGACAUUGUCACCAUGGCCGCCAUGGGCGCAGUCGGUUUGGGCGUCUACCACGCAAAGCCCGCUCCGAGCCGCAGCUUUCCAAUCACCUUCCAAGACGGGGAAGUCGUCUAUCCCGACUUCGCCUACCCUAUGAGGCACGAGAUCGUUCCCAUCUGGGCGGCCGCUCUCCUGGCUGCACUCGUCCCCAUCGCAGUCUUUCUCAUCUGCCAGAUCCGUGUUCGGAGCUUCUGGGACCUGAACAAUGCCACAAUCGGUCUCCUCUAUUCGCUCAUCUCGGCCGCCGUCUUCCAGGUCUUCAUCAAGUGGCUCAUCGGAGGUCUGCGCCCGCACUUCCUCGCCGUUUGCAAACCGCAGGUUCCGCCCUUCAGUCUCCCGUCCGGCAACGGAUACCGCCAGAUAAUGUACGACCGGAAAGUGUGCACUGGCGAUGAGAAGGAGAUCAACGAUGCUCUCGAGUCAAUGCCCUCUGGACAUAGCACAGCUGCUUUUGCCGGCUUUGUCUUCCUGUAUCUCUACCUGAACGCAAAGUUGAAGGUUUUCUCCAACUAUCAUCCCGCCAUGUGGAAGUUGAUCGCUCUUUAUGCACCACUGCUCGGCGCUUGUCUGAUCGCUGGAGCACUCACCAUCGAUGAGUAUCACAAUUGGUACGAUCUUCUCGCCGGAGCAGUCAUCGGAACUGUCUUUGCCUUCUCCUCGUACCGCAUGGUGUACGCAUCGGUUUGGGACUUCCGCUUCAACCAUAUUCCCCUUCUUCGUCACUCACCCUUCAUUUACGGCGCCGGUCCCUCGACAUAUGACGGAUUCCACUCCGCUGUGUUCACUCGUAAGGCUGGAUGGGGAGAGCAUGACGGCGGCGCAUGGGGCGGUGCUCCGUUUGAUGCGGCAGACGGCCCUCGAGGCACUAUACCCGCUGGGACUGGCGAUCUCACCGGCCCGGCUGCUCAUGCUGCUCACCAUUCGAUUGACAGGAGGCCCGUCGGAGCUACCAGGUACGGCGAGCAGGCCGUCUAGUACGAACGAGCGGAAUCGAUGCAGCAUUACAGGCUAAUUGAUUAUUGGCUGAUGAUGGAGCAACAGGCGGAGAUUAGUAAUUGGGAUAGGGGCAGCAUGGCUAUGCCUUUCUUAUUUUUCUCUUUCGGGUGCUUCAACUAGGUGACUGGUGGUUUCUUCAGGGGAAAGGAGUAAUGUGCAGUAGCGUGAUACCACUCCAGAGCUGAUAGGAUGACAGAAAUAAUGAUUCUCCAUUCCUAUUGCUCCGCUUUCAACACGACCAUUAUAUAUUAUGGGUCUGAUUUGGGGAAUUGAAAAAAACUUCAAGCAAAACACGAGAAUAGCGAACGCAACCUGUCUCUCCUCCUGGUACUCCACUUCCCUCGUCUGUUUAUACCACUUGGCUCGUCGUUACGAAUGGAGGAGGUGGUGGAUUGGCCAUCCAGCUGGAUUCCAUGCGGCUGACGGAUGUGAAACCGAAUAAGCCGCCAGGCGGUCGAACGGGGGGGAUAUAGAG